Messenger RNA from Aspergillus wentii DTO 134E9, 1365 nucleotides. RefSeq lists its product as uncharacterized. Lineage: Eukaryota; Fungi; Ascomycota; Eurotiomycetes; Eurotiales; Aspergillaceae. Gene Ontology annotation, biological process: carbohydrate transport; transmembrane transport. Gene Ontology annotation, cellular component: membrane. The transcript has 5 exons. The coding region runs from base 1 to 1365 and encodes 454 amino acids. Gene Ontology annotation, molecular function: carbohydrate:proton symporter activity. The record is from RefSeq and is a predicted model, not a curated record.
AUGGGCAAUCCCUUCGCCAGGCGCCAGGACCAUGGCGAUGAUGCUCCUCGCGAGAUAUACGGACUCCGUAUCUACCUUUUCGCACUAUCUGCAACAUGGGCCUCCGCCAUGUAUGGCUAUGACUCUGCGUUCAUUGGGGGCACGUUGGAGUUGCCUGCCUUCAAGACCUCGUUUGGGUUGACCGACAGCAACUCCGCCAGCCUUUCAUCCGAUGUCGUUUCAGCCUUCCAGGGAGGUGCCUUUUUUGGUUCCUUUUUCGGCUUUUUUCUGGCUGAAAGGUUUGGACGCAAGCCCGUUAUCUUGAGUUCUGGUGUUGUUUUCUCUAUUGGUACGGCUUUGCAGCUUGUUGGAAGUCUUACUUUGCUGUAUGUUGGACGUGUGCUUACGGGGUUGGGUGUGGGCGCCUCAUCCAUGGUAAUCCCUAUCUACAUCGCCGAGUGCUCACCAGCUUUGAUCCGCGGUCGUCUGGUCGGAAUUUUCGAGAUCAUGUUGCAAAUCGCCCUUGUGUUCGGUUUCUGGGUCAACUAUGGCGUCAACGAGAAUAUCCCAGAUACGAGUGCCACACAAUGGAGGGUCCCAGUCGGUAUCCAGUUUAUUCCCGCUGGGCUACUUCUGUUCUGCAUGACGUGGAUGAUUGAAAGUCCACGAUGGCUUGCCAGCCAAAAUAACAUUGCCAAAGCACAGGCCAAUUUGGCGUGGGUUCGACAUCUACCACUGGAUCAUGAAUACGUUGUGAAUGAGUUGGCAGAGAUCCAGACUGCUAUUAACCUGGAGCUUGAGGGGCAUGGAGGCCGGCCCACAGGAGUUUACGGCCUGGUCAAAAUGGCCACAACCAUCGUCUUCAUGAUCUGGAUAGUCGACCGAUUCGGCCGACGGCCAGCACUUCUAGUCGGAGCCGCAGGCGCAGCCUUCGCCAUGUUCUACCUAGCCAUCUACUGCCAAGUGAGCAAAUCUUUCGACCAAUCCCCACCAAAGGAAUCUGGAUCUCAAGCCGCGAUGGCCAUGGUGUAUAUCUAUGCCAUUUUCUAUGGCUUCUCCUGGAACGGUAUUCCGUGGAUUUUCGCAUCGGAGAUUCUACCAUCCCGCGUUCGAACAAUUGGCAUGAUGUGCGCGGUAUGCAUGCAAUGGCUGGCUCAGUUUAUGAUCGUCUAUUCGUUGCCGCAUAUGUUCGCUUCGAUCAAGUUUGGUGCCUUUUACUUUUUCGGUGCGUGUACGCUUGUUGCGUUGGCAUUUGCCUACAUGUUUGUUCCCGAAAGGAAAGGCAUACCGCUGGAGGAUAUGAACCAUCUUUUUGGUCCGGAUGUGAGUAGUUUCGCGGAUAAGAGUUUACAUAGCAAUGAUCUACUCAAUAACUAUCGCCACUGA